AUGAGAAAUAUUUUAGAUAUUCUUGUAGCUAAACAUCGAGAUCUUUUAUCAUUAUAUUUGCAAGAUGAUGAUUGGGAUAAACUUAAAGUAAUGAUAGAUAUUCUUUGUCCAAUUUUUGAUGCAACAGAAAUUCUAUCUUCUUCAAUAUAUCCAACUAUAAGUGAUGUUAGAUUAACUAUAUUUGGAUUAAUUCGUCAUCUUGAUCUUUUUUUAGAAGACUCUUGUUCAAAUGAUAUUUCUUUACUCAUUGAGAAUAUUAAUUUAAAACUAAAAGAGUAUAUUGAGGAAUCAACAACAAUAAGCACAUUAUUAGAUCCACGAUUAAAAACAAAAACCUUUAUAUCUACUGAGCAGUAUAAAAAAACUAUAAAUAUAUUACAAAAUCAAAUGAAAAAUUAUAAUAAUAAUCAACAAAAUCAUGCAGUUUCAAAUACAAAAAAAAACAAAUAUUUAUUUUUUGAAUCACUUUUAACUGAACAGAGCAGUAGUCCAUCUAUUAAAGAUGAGAUUACAAGAUAUAUAACAGUGCCUGUAGUUUGUGAUACUAAUCUUUUAGACUGGUGGUGCCAUUAUAAAGAUGAUUUUCUGGUUCUUGCAACAAUGGCUUCAUGCUACUUAAGUAUACAAGGCUCAAGUGUUCUAGUAGAGCAAGCAUUCUCAAUAGCUGCUAAUGUAAUUACUAAGAUAUACUGCAAUUUAAAACCAGAAUUAGCUUGUGCUAUAAUGCAUUUAAAAAGUUAG
Cetraspora pellucida is the source of this 741-nucleotide messenger RNA. NCBI's taxonomy places the organism in Eukaryota, Fungi, Glomeromycota, Glomeromycetes, Diversisporales, Gigasporaceae. The record is from the annotation of a GenBank genome assembly.